AUGGUUGAUGAAAUAACUAGUAAUAUUCAAGAACUAAUAUCUGCUAAAGCACAAGAAUUAUUUAAAAUAUGUGAUAAAGAAGAAAAAGGUUUUAUUAUUAAAAAAGAUAUACAACGUUUACGUGAUGAACUUGGUGUUGAAUCCGAACAACUGGAAGAUGUUUUUGAUUCAUUAGAUAUCGAUCAUAAUGGUUUUUUAACACUUGACGAAUUUACAUCUGGUUUUGGUAAUUUUAUUGGUAAUCAAAUGGAGACUAUUAAUGAAAGUGAAUCAGAAUCGAUUGAACAUAAUCCUAAUGAAAAUGAAGAACAACAAGCAUUUCAUGAUACAUUAGCAGCAUUAGGAGCAAAAGGUUUAUAUGAUGAUGAAGAAACAAUUAUGGGACUUUGGAUAAAAUUGCGUGAAACUGAUCCAAGUUUAUUAAGACAAUUUGAACAGUUUAUUGGUAAAGUUACCGAAGAAAUUAAACGUUCAAAAUUAGAUCAUCAAAGUAUAGAAGCAGCUUUACAAAGUAAAUCAUCUGUAUAUAAUGAUGAAAUAAAAAGAUUAUAUGAUGAAAUGGAACAACAAAUAAAAAUUGAAAAAGCCAAAGUACUCGAAGAAGAAAAAUUAAAGGAACGUGAACUUCGAGAACAAAUGGAAGAGGAAUUACGUAUGAAAGAACAACAAUUAGCUGAAAUAACUAAAAAACAAAAUGAUUUAGAAAUGAAAUUAAUUGAUAUUAAUAUAAAUGAUACAGAAAUGAAAAAUGAUAAUGAACGAUUACAAAAAGAAAAAGUUGAGCUUGAACAACAAUUGCAAGAAAUAACAAAAAAUCUUGAAGAAUCAAAAAUUUAUAUAUCUCAAUUACAAUUUCAAACGAAAAAAGAAAAACGUGACAGAGCAAAACAAACAUUAAAUUUAACUGAAAAUCUUGUUGUUGAACGUGAAAAUCUUGUCAAAGAACUUAAUAAACUUAAAUCUUUAAAUAAACGUUUAGUUGAUGAACGUGACCUCCAGCAUGGUGCUAAUUCACAAAAACGUGGUUUAUUACUAAAUCAUGGAUCAACAGAAAAAAAAAAUUCUAUUCUAUCAAAUUACAUUUCUUCACCAUAUAGAGAUGAUAGUGAACCUGAAGAAGAUGAUGAUGUUAUGCAUUCAAUAGAUAAUGAUAAAAUUGAAAGUAAUACUGAAAUCACACAAAAUCAAGAUCAUGCCGAGUAA
Messenger RNA from Rotaria sp. Silwood2, 1203 nucleotides. The record is from the annotation of a GenBank genome assembly. Lineage: Eukaryota; Metazoa; Rotifera; Eurotatoria; Philodinida; Philodinidae.